AUGAUGCACACAGAAAAAGCACCGAGACCGGAUGGUAUGACGGCGCUUUUCUUCCAACGCUCAUGGCCUAUCGUGAAAUCGGAGAUCAUUAAGAUGGUUAAUGAUUUUCUAAUAUCGGGAAGCUUUGAUGAAUGGUUGAACAUGACUCAUAUUUGUCUCAUUCCCAAGACGGGAAGACCGAGUCGGAUGACGGAGCUUCGCCCGAUCAGCCUCUGUAACGUGGGCUAUAAAAUCAUUUCCAAGGUUCUCUGUCAGCGACUCAAAGUACUAUUACCAAGUUUAAUUUCAGAGACUCAAUCUGCUUUUGUGCCGGGCCGGCUAAUCUCGGAUAAAAUAUUGAUCGCCCAAGAGAUGUUUCAUGGUCUCAGGACAAAUAAAUCAUGUAAAGGGAAGUUCAUGGCGGUUAAAACGGACAUGAGCAAAGCCUAUGAUAGGGUGGAAUGGUCAUUUCUGGAGGCUUUAAUGAGGAAAAUGGGGUUUGCGGAACAGUGGAUAACCAUGAUGAUGCGAUGUAUUACAUCAGUGAGGUACAGGGUGUUACUCAAUGGACAACCUAAAGGAAAGAUAACUCCCCGAAGAGGCUUACGGCAAGGAGAUCCAUUAUCUCUGUAUCUUUUUAUUAUGUGCACGGAGGUUCUAAUUGUGAAUUUGAAACAGGCGGAAGAACAGAAACAUAUUACAGGGCUUAAGGUGGCUCGGGCGAGCCCAACAGUGUCCCAUCUUUUUUUGCGGACGGCAGUCUGUUUUUCUGUAGAGCGAAUACUGAUGAGAGUCGGGUGUUACUUCAAAUACUGA
Molecule: messenger RNA, 795 nt
Organism: Microthlaspi erraticum
Lineage: Eukaryota; Viridiplantae; Streptophyta; Magnoliopsida; Brassicales; Brassicaceae
Source: the annotation of a GenBank genome assembly